CAUACGAUUGGACGAUCGCGACAACAUGGCGGUUGGGCAGGAACGGAUUAGACGGAAAACGGGCCCCAUGUUGUAAAUAUUAAAGUGAUUUUUAAUUUCAGUAUUUGGGCCAACCUUGGAGUGUCAUAGGCCGCGCCGCCAGCCUCUACACGGACCCUUUCAUCCUAAUAUCGGGAACUUUAACUUCUUAUUCGCUUAUGGGGAAGUUGAUGAGAUAUGGAAGGAUUAAUAUUUUGGAAGAGUACGUUUCCAGGCUUUUCCGAGUGCUUCCAACGUUUGCCGCUUUGAUCGCUUUUUGUACUUUGAUCCUGCCGUGGGUCAGUUCCGGGCCUCUGUGGAAUCAAGUUAUUACGCACCACUCGACCAUCUGCAAGAAGUACUGGUGGAGAAAUUUGCUCUUCAUCCACAAUUACUACGGGUUUAAGGACAUGUGCCUGACGCAUACACACCACGUGGGCAUCGAUACACAACUGUUUUUCCUUUCACCAACUUUGGUACUUUUGUUGUGGAAGUGGCCAAAGAAGGGGGCUUACAUUUUGGGCUUCAUAGCACUACUUUCGACCGUUUUGCGGUACUACGUCACCUACUCGAUGGAGCUGUCCAACUAUGUCCACUUUGGGACUUCGAUAAAGCAACUGUUUGCCACCGCCGACAACAUGUACAUCCUCCCAAUUCACAGGGCGACAGUGUACAUUAUUGGAAUUUUUACCGGUUACGCCAUGAGGAAAUAUAGACACGCGACAUUUACGAAGAGUCAGUACCGAAUCGCGUGUCACGUUCUCUUCAUAGGUAAUUGCUUGGCUUUCUUCAGUCCCGCCUUCAUGGGUAGCAUCGAUUACGUGUACAACCCGACGCAUGCGGCAUGGUACGCAGCCAUCUCGCCCAUUUUAUGGUCCGUCGGGUUCAGCUGGUUCAUUUUCGUGACACACACUGGCCACUCGGGUUUCUGGGAAAGCAUAUUUUCGUGGGCGCCCUUCUCCCUUUGGACGAAAAUUUCCUACACCGUGUACUUGAUCCAGUUCCCGGUGUUCUUCUACAACCUAGGAGUCAACAGGAGUACGCAACACUAUGGCUUUUUCAGCAUGUUACUCAACUUGCAAGAGCAAGUCUGGAUAGUAGGUCUAGCUAUAGUUCUAACUCUCCUCAUCGAGAUGCCUUUCCAAAACAUCCGGAGCAUCAUCUUCAAGAAGAAACAAAUGUCUGUCGAGCCUCCGCCUCAGAAGAAAGUCACCUGAUUGUUCAUUAGUAUGUAUUUAAUUUAUUGUAUCGUAAGUUAAAUAGGUUAAGUAAUAAAGAGUCAUUUUUUGAUAA
Zophobas morio is the source of this 1311-nucleotide messenger RNA. Its product is annotated as nose resistant to fluoxetine protein 6-like. The coding region runs from base 198 to 1235 and encodes 345 amino acids. The record is from RefSeq and is a predicted model, not a curated record. The transcript has 4 exons. Lineage: Eukaryota; Metazoa; Arthropoda; Insecta; Coleoptera; Tenebrionidae. Gene Ontology annotation, molecular function: acyltransferase activity, transferring groups other than amino-acyl groups.